This is a messenger RNA of Mycena citricolor, 526 nucleotides long. The record is from the annotation of a GenBank genome assembly. Lineage: Eukaryota; Fungi; Basidiomycota; Agaricomycetes; Agaricales; Mycenaceae.
CUUCGACCGCGCGACAAUAUAUCGUAUCCGAGAUGACAACUUGAAUCAAUCACCUCCCCGAACUGGCCCAUGAUAAGAGCACCUCGUACAUUCGAGCAGCGCAAACGAGACCCAGGAAAGAGCGUCCGAGUUCGGCAGCCGUGGGUACUCAGUACUCAGUGCUCAGUUCCGAUGUCGGACUGUCAAGGCACGCGGUCACCUGACCUCAGGUGCCCUCACCGUCAUUGUGACGAACCCACAGGUCUAAGGCCCGUCCCUCUGAUCCUCCUCGUUUUCAGCUGAGUGUAGAGGUACAAUAUCACCAUGAAUACGUGUUCACGCCAGUCACACUGCGACAUUCUAUCCACCACAUGGAUCCCGACGUUGCUCAGCAUCACCACAACUCGGGACCGACCCCGCCGUUCAUUUAGCAUUAAGUAAUGACUAGCGAUCGCUGGUCGUCGCUUCCACUUCGGGUCACGUCCGCCUCUAUGCGCUAUAUAAGUAACUGCCCACUUUCACGAGCCGGGGCUACGCUUGACUGUCG